AGUGCCUGGCACGCAGUAAGUGUUCAAUGAAUGUCAGUUAAUGGUCUGGCAGUGGCAAUAGUAGGUACUCAAUAUUUGUUAAAUGCAUUACUGAAUAUGAAUUCACAUACUAACAGUGAGAUCUGUGAGCCUCAGUAUCCUCGUGUGUAAAUCGGGACUAAUAAUCUGUCUUGUAACUUUUCUGUUCAGCCCCAAUAGCAAUGUGGAUUAAAUAAAGUGUGUAAACUUCCAGUACAGAAAAGUCUCUAGGUCAAUGUUUAUCCAACCCAGAGCAAUUCCUCUCCAACUCCUACUCUGUAAAAUUGCCCUUCAGUCUAACCAACUCUUCUCCAUUCCCAGGUAUUGCCCUGGAACCAAGGAAGGGAGAAGUCACCACCUUUCAAAGUGGAGUGGGGAAACAGAGAAUGUGUACGGGUGAGGUGAGACAGAAAAGGGAGGAACAGCAGAGAAAAGAGUGGGGAGGGAGGAUGGAGGUGCAUGGGCGUGGUGUGUCGUUGAGACAGGGGUACAGAUUGGGGCACUUGGAUGUAGUAUGCAAGUGAAAGGGUCUGGGGUCCAGUGGCAGGGGGUGAGGGAGCCGGGAUAUAUGAGGGAGUGCCGGAAGACGGGGAUUCCGUAGGAAGGAGUGGGAUCCUUUUCACUGAGAGGUCUGUGAGUCACCAUGGGGCAGGGGAUCCAAGCUCCCAGCAGUUGCUUCUCCCGACGGCGCCCUGCGGCUCGGAGUCGGGCUCCCAGGCAGGAACCACUAGCUUUCGAUCCAUGUAGAAGGCGGGGAGGGGGGAUCCGCUGCCUGGGAUUGGACACCGCUCCGCCUGCCAGUGACGCGAGACGGGCGGGCCUCUUUGUGAUGUCACAAUCAGCUGUUUGAACGUUCCAAUUUGUGCUGAGAGCCCAGCAGCUGCGGCUGCACAGACUCAAAGCCCCGCGGGCGAGCGCAGCAGCCAGGAGCGUCCCACGCUUAGCCCCACCGCCUCCCUGCUCUGCCCCGCGAUGCGGCCUUGCCUGUAAUCAGCCGCAGACCCCCGGCCGCUACGCCGCACAACUACCUCAGCGCCAUCCCGCCCGCCACACCGCCCCGGCUCCCAGGUUUUCGCAUUGCUAUAGGGCGCCCCCUCGAGGCCGUUUCACUCCCCCACCAUGUUCCAGCGCCUUACCAGCCUCUUCUUCAGCACUCCCCCACCCCCUGAGGACCCCGACUGCCCACGAGCCUUCGUCUCUGAAGAGGAUGAAGUGGACGGCUGGCUCAUCAUUGACUUGCCGGACAGCUACGCGGCUCCACCCAGCCCCGGGGCCUCCCCUGCCCCUGCCGGUCGCCCUCCUCCUGCGCCCUCCUUGAUGGACGAGAGCUGGUUUGUUACCCCUCCCGCCUGUUUUACUGCAGAGGGGCCCGGACUCGGGCCUGCCCGCCUCCAGAGCAGCCCCCUGGAGGACCUCCUCAUCGAGCACCCCAGCAUGUCUGUUUACGUCACCGGCAGCACCAUAGUGCUAGAGCCUGGGCCCCCUUCCCCGAACCCCGACGCUGAUCUGCCUGACAGCGACCUUAGCGAUGGGGAGCUGGCGCCCGUCCACCACGAGCCUCGGGCCCUGCACCACGCCGCCGCCCCUCUGCCGGCGCGGGCUGCACUGCUGGAGAAGGCUGGCCAGGUGCGGAGGCUGCAGCGGUCCCGGCAGCGGUCAGAGCGCCACGCGCUGAGCGCCAAGGUGAUGCAACGGCAGAACCGCGCCCGCGAGAACCGUCAGCGCCGACCCAAGCACCAGGGCAGCUUCAUCUAUCAGCCGUGCCAGCGCCAGUUCAACUACUGACCGUCAGCUGGCCAAACCACAAACCCCUUUCCAACCCCCGACCCCUGUCGGGCCCUCUCUGCCGCAGCCAGUGUGUUGCUUGAGAGGCACCCGCAGCCUGCCUGGGGCUGGACACCACAGCCUCCCUCUAGUGUGUGAGGUGGGGUGAUAGCUCCCUCGAUUUCUCUCCCUUUGAUUCUUUAAUCCGCCUCUGAACCCCCUCCCUCUCUUCACCCUCCUUCUGGCCCCAGGCCCAGCAUCUAAUCCUACAUCUCCCCUACCCAACACUCCUUCCUUCUCUGGUCCCCAUCCCCGUCUUUGCCCUGACAUUCCCCUUCAUCCUUGCCCUCCAGUCCUCUCUCUACCUGUGGCCCAUUCCUGUUUCUGAGAUCUCCUCCUUCAGUCCUGGAUCUGACUCUUUACCUUCAACUCCCACUUUACAAGCCUCACCCUAUUUCAUGUUUGGCACUACACUUGCUCCUGCUCCCUUAUUAUUUAUUUCCAGUAAUUUCCUCCUAAAUGGAUGGGGUGAGGAGGAGGACUGAGACUAAAGGUUUAUGCCUUUAGUUUCAUCCUUCCCUCUCCCCUCAGGGAUGGGCUCCUUGUAGUUGCUUAGGUCUGAAAAGGUAAAGUAUGUGGAAGAGGACUGUGCGAUGUGAGAGAGAGGGAGAAGAUGGAGGGAAUCAAGGAAAAAAGGCCUACUGGAAAUACGGACAGAACAGACAGGUUGAGAAGCUGUAGGGAGCAGGGCACUGUGGGAGCUGGAACUGAGCUUGCUCAGAGAGGCCAAGCCCUGCUCUCAAACUGAAGCCUGGAGUCUGCCCCCACUUCUCUUUCCUAUAAGCCUCCCCCCACAAAUCUCUUCCUGAAAUCCGCCCCUUUGCAGUCCGCUGAGUCUGAAGGGCUUAGUACUUUGCCACCCUACCCCCAACAUGUCACCCCAGGAGUAGAGGCUGGGCAAAGCCCUGCCAUCCUGGCCAUCUGUUCACAUGUCCAAGGUGCUAGAACUAGCUUAGGAGAGAUGCAGGCCAGAGGGCUUCUAGGCAGGGAAAGUGCAUACCCCAGAGUAAGCAUGCAGAGGAAUGAUGCUGGGGAGGACAAGCUUUGGGAUGAAGCUAUCCCAAGACUGACAGCUCAGGCUUCAUCUUGCCUCUGGCUUUGUAUUUCACACCCUGCCCAGGAUGGCUAAUAAGUAUUCCUGGGUAUAAGGCCAGGAGCUUCACUGUUCCAAUCCCCAAAUAGUCCUUAUUUAGGUUCAAGGUCUUCAAGGGGACUCUCCUUUUCUCCCCCAGUGCCCUCUUCCUUUCUAGGCUGCUGGGGAGAAACAGGUGCCCUAUGGUUCCCCUCCCCUUCUCCUCCAGGAAGUACCUGGAGGAGGGAACCUGAAUCCCUGUGUAAGACAGAGGGGAGGGACAAGGGCAACCAGCUUUCCCAUUCUCAUGGUGGGAAUGAAUUUUGGGCUCAGACACCAGCAACAGCCUCAUGGGAUGCCCCGAGUUGCUUCCCUUUUCUUCUGACUGCCCUUUUCUAGUGCGUGCUCUUUCUUCCUUGAAACUUUUAAGAUUUCCUGUUACAUACUAACAUAGGUCUUCCCCUUUAUCCCAAUUCCAGGUUUCCAGGCCUCACAGCCAAGCUGAGGCUUGGAGAAAACACUGCAAUCCCAUGAAGGCAAAGGCAGCUGCCCUUCCUGAUUUGUAGCCCCAAGCCUCAUGUGGGAUGUGUGGGUAAGGGAGGGGGUAGCCCCAUGGAUGCUGGGAUGGGGACAGAGGAAGCCCCACUGGGGUCUCCUCUCCAAGAGAGUAAGUCAAAUCUACACUAAAAACAGAUCAAAGUCCCCACGCCAGUCCACUAGGGCCCCGAUAAUUGACAGCUUUGCUCUUCUCCCCAAGGUUCUCCUUCAGUUAUGACCUAGACAUUUUUAUUCUUCAUGCUGCCCCUUGGGCACUUUACAGCCAGCUUAGGGUCUUCGGCACUUCCAAGAGCUGAAACUCCCUCCAACAUUUUGCCUAUUCCGCUGCCGGCUAGGGCCUAGGCUCAGUCCUGGGCAGUGCCCAUGAUCCUUCCAGUGGGGGAAGAGUACGUUACAGGGCAUUUGGCACAAAUUUCAAAAGGCCCCUCCCAUAUCCAUAUUUCUGGAGUUUUUGUAGUUCUAGAACCCUUCAAUCUCAUCGCCUGGCUGGUUGCAAGGCUCAUAGUUUUUUUGUACUUUCCUAUAGAUUCUGUAGCAUUUGAGUGUGGCAAUAUUUUAAUUGUGUAUAGAUUUCUAAGAACCAACACUACUCAGUCUCCUGCUAGUCUGACUCCUGAAGCAUCAGACUUCGUCAUACUGUAUUGACUGUGUAUGUGCCUUUCACUUUUGAGCAUGCUUCAGGAUUUAUUUUUAAACCACAGAACUUGAAUACAUGAGGGAACCAGAAUUCACAAAGUCCUAUGCAACCUUAGACAGGAGGGGGUAGAGAGUCUGUCUUGACUUAUGUUUUCAGAGACCCUGGAGAAGUUUGUUUCAGUUUGUAUUAAUUAAUGUCAAUACUACCAGCACUUUGCCAAAACAGUAUGUCAGAGGGACUUGUUUUUACAGGGAGUCCCAAUUACAUCAAAGGGCGACUUACAGUAAUUCCCCAAUACUUCUGAGUGCUCUCUUCAAGCUGGGUGUCACUUUCCAGCCUUUGCCAGUCUGGCCCCAGCAGGGUAUCACGUGUGUGUGAAUGUAGUUUGCUGCUGUUUUGGAGUAUGCCUGGUCCCCACCCCUGCCUGGAAUCCUGAUCAAUGUGCUCUGACCCAUAUUUUAGGUGCAAUAAAGACCCCACCAGAGCUCUUGGAUACCUCCUCAGAUCCAUGUGGCUUUAUGUGAGGGGACCGAAUGCAAACACACUAUAACCCCUUACAUCUUCCCACUUGCCCUGCCGCCUCGUUCCAAAUGGAACCAAGUUGAGUGCAACCCUCUUGGGUGUUUUGUGUUGAGACUGGCUGAAAUGAGGAGACUGGUUGACCAUGUUGUGACAUGUCGACAGACUCAAAGACACAACCACCUCAAUCGGUCAUGUGGCAUGCCUGUGUAAUGUGUGUAACAGGAUUCUGAUUGUUAGAUUGUAAUGUUAUUCCUCUAUGGGAGAAAAAAAAUUAAUAUAAAGAAAAACAAAUAAAAAUCUAUUUAAAGCA
Molecule: messenger RNA, 4941 nt
Organism: Pteropus alecto (black flying fox)
Lineage: Eukaryota; Metazoa; Chordata; Mammalia; Chiroptera; Pteropodidae
Gene: TP53INP2
Product: tumor protein p53 inducible nuclear protein 2
Exons: 4
Coding region: 1138-1803 (221 amino acids)
Biological process (GO): autophagosome assembly; positive regulation of DNA-templated transcription
Cellular component (GO): nucleus; autophagosome
Source: RefSeq, a predicted model, not a curated record